UUCGACCUCGUGUGUGUUAAUGCUUGGAUGCUGGACCUCACACAAGCCGUCCUAAACUUGGGCUUCCUGGCCGGGGCCUUCACCUUGGGUUAUGCGGCAGACAGGUACGGCAGAAUAGUCAUUUACCUAAUAUCCUGUUUCGGUGUUGGCGUCACUGGUGUCGUGGUAGCCUUUGCACCAAAUUUCCUUGUGUUUGUGAUCUUCCGCUUCCUACAAGGUGUGUUUGGAAAGGGGACAUGGAUGACUUGCUACGUGAUUGUAACAGAAAUAGUAGGUUCAAAGCAAAGGAGAAUUGUGGGGAUAGUAGUCCAAAUGUUCUUCACCCUUGGAAUCAUAAUUCUCCCCGGAAUUGCCUACUUUAUCCCCAGCUGGCAAGGGAUCCAGCUAGCCAUAACGCUGCCCAGCUUUCUCUUCCUCCUUUAUUACUGGGUGGUUCCUGAAUCUCCUCGCUGGCUGAUUACUAGGAAGAAAGGAGACAAAGCCUUAAAAAUUCUGAGGAACAUUGCCAAAUGCAAUGGAAAAUAUCUCUCACCGAAUUACUCAGAGAUCACUGUUACAGAUGAGGAAGUUAGUAACCCAUCCUUUUUAGAUCUGGUGAAGACUCCCCAAAUGAGGAAGUGCACACUUAUUCUUAUGUUUGCUUGGUUCACAAGUGCCGUGGUGUAUCAAGGACUUGUCAUGCGCCUGGGGAUUUUAGGAGGCAACCUGUACAUUGACUUCUUCAUCUCAGGAGUUGUUGAGUUGCCUGCAGCCCUCUUGAUCUUACUGACCAUUGAGCGAUUUGGACGCCGCCUUCCCUUUGCCGGAAGUAACAUAGUGGCAGGUGUGGCGUGUCUUGUCACUGCAUUCUUACCAGAAGGAAUACCGUGGUUGAGAACCACAGUGGCUACCCUGGGAAGACUAGGGAUAACCAUGGCCUUUGAAAUUGUUUAUUUGGUAAACUCAGAAUUGUACCCAACGACAUUACGAAACUUUGGAGUCUCUCUCUGCUCAGGUUUAUGUGAUUUGGGGGGAAUCAUAGCCCCAUUUCUGCUCUUCCGGCUAGCAGCCAUUUGGCUAGAACUACCUCUUAUCAUUUUUGGUGUCCUCGCAUCCUUCUGUGGCGGGCUUGUGAUGCUGUUGCCUGAAACCAAAGGUAUUGCUUUGCCAGAGACAGUGGAUGAUGUGGAGAAACUUGGCAGUCCAUACUCCUACCAGUGUGGCAGGAAAAAGAAAACCCCCGUUUCUAGCUCGCGCCUUUGAGGCUCCCCUGCCAAAGACGAAAGGAAGCCGUCUAGGCGGACGUCUCUCAAGGAACCUGCGUGCCUUGCAAACACGUGUGUGUUGUCCAUUUUAGCCACAUGAUGCCGUGUGGCUCCAAGGGUUCGUCCUACUGCACAAAGACAUUUAAACUGCCCAGAGUAUUUUUAUAUAAUGUCGGGUCAAUUAGGAUUUAUAGCACUGGGGAACUUUCUGGGAGCACAGAGGAUGUGGCUGGCUUAGCAAAGAGCCUAUUGCGCAUACAGCUCCCCCUGAGUUUUUUCUUAAGUUGGAGCCGCAGCUAUGACCCAGUCAUAGAGGGACACAAGGAACCUUUACUACCAAAUCCUUGCGACCGCUUACUCCAUCAGAGAUGAAGGAUGUGCAAACCAGGGUUCUGGGAAAAGUGCACAGAAGUGAGUUCAUCAAACCUGAUCAAGGAACUAAAGCUCUGAGCUGAGUGUUCCGAAGACACCAGGGAGGAUGAAGAUUUGGAAGAUACUGAAUCCAAGGACCGUGGGCCACAUGGUACCGAGGCUUUCCUUUCCCUUCUCAUUUUGCGCCGUGUUGCCACCAUACACCUGGGCUUGUGGGCAUGCUUGGGUCUUGUUCCAUAAUCAUGAGCAAAUUGGCUGCACCACUAGAGGAUUUGUCUCUAUUAUUUCUUAAGCCAGACUGGGGCUGAGGUGAUUGAGCCACAUACUCAGUUCUGUAUUGAACAAAAUCCAUGGACUAUGGUUUCAUGGGUCUUAAGAUUUUAAUCUUGAAGGGAUAUUUAUCUUCUAUUUCUUGAGUUCACUUCUGUGAUGCUGCCCAUGGUCAAGGGUGAAAACGAUGGACUGUUCUUAUUCAACCCUGACACGUUUGACUUGUCUUGGUAAGCAGCGUGCAUCCUAAUUUAAAAGUAAGGUCAGUUUAUAGCCAUGUUAAAAGAAAUAGCAGAAGUUUUAUAAGUAAUGUCAUAAACACUAAUAAGGGAGUUGACCUUUCUUGUUACUGAGACUUUUGAAAGGUGGAGCUUACAUACAUAUCUGCUGCCAUUUUCUGCUCUUCUACUUUAUAUGUUAUAUUUGUGGGAUCUUUCAAUUUGGUAUAUAUCUUAUGCCGAGUUUUUUUGUGAAUUAUUUUGUGUGGACAGAAAAAUGGGCCCCAAGGGGACUCUUGCCAACGAAGAAGAAAAUUCUUCAUGAACACAUGACAAUAGGUACAACGUGUGUGCUAAGUGUAGAAUAAGCUUUUUAACCCUAAAAGCACAACAGAAUUGAAUAUGAAUGUUUUAUUUUCCCACGAAAAAACACUGCUCUUUGAGGAUUUAAUGCUGCAGCCACCCUCUCCUCAUGCACACUUCCAUUUUUGCUAUCUUUGCAAUUCUCUUUGCUGCAAGAUGACUGUUCCUCCUUGAUACUCUUACCUUUGAAUUGCAUUUUGAGGUGAUAUUUUGGUUCUGGUAACAAUAAAACAUUUUAAAUUGUCAAGAAAAGUCAA
Molecule: messenger RNA, 2724 nt
Organism: Suricata suricatta (meerkat)
Lineage: Eukaryota; Metazoa; Chordata; Mammalia; Carnivora; Herpestidae
Gene: SLC22A3
Product: solute carrier family 22 member 3
Exons: 10
Coding region: 28-1242 (404 amino acids)
Biological process (GO): transmembrane transport
Cellular component (GO): membrane
Molecular function (GO): transmembrane transporter activity
Source: RefSeq, a predicted model, not a curated record